AUGUGGGAACUGGGGGUCCUGAAGGUGGGGCUGUGGGCACUGGGGGUCCCGAGGGGGACGGUGCGGCCAUUGGGGGUCCCGACGGGGACGAUGUGGGAACUGGGGGUCCUGAAGGUGGGGCUGUGGGCACUGGGGGUCCCGAGCGGGAGGCUGCCCAGCACUGGCCCCGAGCGGCUUGUCUGUCCUGCAGCCGGAGUCAGGGCGGCGGCUACGGGGACCGGAGCUCGGGCGGGUCUUACAGGGACAGCUACGACAGCUACGGUAAGUGUGGCCCCGAGGGACCUGCCGGGGCUGAGGCGGGGCCGGGAGCCUCCACGACCUCUGGCUUUGGCGGGCGCCACGCUCGGACCUCGGCUCGGGGUGCCCGUCACAGGCGCUGCCCGUCCCCCCAGCGCAGCAGACCGGACUGACGUAGGGAAGGGCAGUGAGUGCGGCCGAGGUCCGCACGUGCGUGUGGCCCGCCGCCGGGGGGUUGGUGCCCGGCCGCCGUCCAGGGCCGCGGGGUGCGCGCGCCGGGUGCUGCUUCGUGCCUUUACACUCUGCCUGCUUCUUGUUCUCAGCUACACACAACGAUCCUUUCUGUUCGGUCUUGUCGCGCAGCCUGACCGCCUCCGCCCUGGCGGGGCUGCGAGGGCGCCGGGAGGUUUAACCCGCCGCCGCCUCCCGUCGCCUCUCGUCACGAGCCAUGAGUUCUGUUUUUUGGAAACGGCCCGGGGUCCGCUCUGUGCCGGAGCUGAACGAGCCGGGGCUUUUCCCCACCUCGGCGAUGGUCAGGGCGGCAGGGUAGGCAGCGGGGUGCGGCCCAGGCCGGGGGGCUCGCUGGCCGGAAACGCCUGCGGUUCAGCUAGGCCCGGUGGCGGGGCGACGGGCGCGGGCAGCCCCGGGGCUCUCGGCGGCGCGGCCGGAGGGCCCGGAGGGCUGGGCAGCUUGGCGGGCCGGACGCUGACGGACACGGACGGGCCCCCGAUGCGGGAGCGCUGCCCGGCCCCCGACGGCCCUCUGCCUCCGGCCAGCCGGGCGGCCUGGGCACGCGGCGCCUGUCCCCGCGCUGUGACCCGGACGCAGGAUUGGAGACCAGGGGACGCCCGCCCCGCCUCGGUCACUCUGACGCCGCCGGCCGCCGUGACCAACGGGAGCCGGCCGGACCCGCCGCUCAACGGCACUCGCUCGCCGGGCUCCGCGGGCGCCUCGCUGCUGCGCUCCUUCUACGUGCUCACGGGCUUCAGCGGCCUGGCCGCGCUCUACUUCCUCAUCCGGGCCUUCAGGUUGAAGAAGCCCCAGCGACGGCGGUAUGGCCUCCUGGCCAACAGCGAGGACACUGCUGAGAUGGCCUCUGUGGACAGCGACGAGGAGACCACUGUCUUCGAGUCCAGGGACCUGAGAUGCAGCCUGACCUCCGCCAACCCUGCCCCACGGCCUGAGGUCGCUCGGCAGUCCCCCACCCGGACUGUCUCCAGAGUCUUCCCUCAGCAGCGCACGGCGGCCUCACGCCUGGGGAUGGCCCUGUGA
Elephantulus edwardii (Cape elephant shrew) is the source of this 1509-nucleotide messenger RNA. RefSeq names its product elastin-like. The record is from RefSeq and is a predicted model, not a curated record. Lineage: Eukaryota; Metazoa; Chordata; Mammalia; Macroscelidea; Macroscelididae. Gene Ontology annotation, cellular component: extracellular region. The transcript is spliced from 9 exons. Bases 1 to 1509 code for a protein of 502 amino acids.